UUGCCAAGUUACCGGAUGUUUCAGGUGAUGAGGUUCUCUGUAGAGGAAAUCAAUAACUCGUCCAUCCUCCUGCCAAACGUAUCGCUCGGUUAUGAGAUAUUUGACCACUGCUCAGAUACUCUCAGCUUCCCGGGGGUUUUGAACCUCAUCUCGGUCAACGGCUCGAUAAAGCCCCGGGGACACGCGAGCAAAUAUGUGUCCAAAGUGAUAGGAGUGAUCGGUCCUUUUGGGAGCACAGAGACCCUGACUGUGGCCCCGCUGUUCAUGAUGAAUUUCAUCCCCAUGGUCAAUUAUGGAUCUGCAAGUUCUGCCUUUUCAGAAAAAGUGAAAUUUCCUUCUUUCCUGCGAACAGUACAUCCCAACAAAGACAUCAUACGACUGAUUGUUGAUAUUAUGCAGCAUUUCAACUGGCGCUGGGUCGCUUUCCUCAAAAGCAACGAUGCUUACAGCGAAGAUGGCCUGGAAUUGUUCAGAAAAAUGAUAAAGGGCACAGAAAUCUGCUUGGCCUACACCGAGGAACUCAACCCUAGUACAAACUACUCACGAAUGUUCAAAGAGAUAGAUUUACAGAGAAUACCCACCAUUAUAGUUUUUGCCCGUAAACUGUACGCCGAGACUGUCAUUCAGUCAGCGAUAAAUUCUAACGUCACCAACAAAGUGUGGAUAGCAGGAGACACAUGGGCCUUAAACAAGAACCUCCCAAAGAAGGAAGGAAUCGAAAACAUUGGCACUAUUCUUGGGGUUUCGGAGACAGUAGUGGAAAUACCUGGUUUCAAUGAUUUCAUCUAUUCUUCCAAACACAAGAGGCACUGUGAAGAUGCACGACAACAGAAGUUUUGUAAUCAGGUUUGCAACUGCACUAGCCUAAAUCCAGAGGAGAUCAUCGCUGAGAACCCGUCUUAUUCUUUAUCAAUCUACUCAGCGGCAUAUGCCAUCGCCCACGCCUUGCACAAUGUGCUGGAAUGUGGAGAGGGACGAUGCCGUGACAAUAUCACAGUGUAUCCCUACAUGGUUCUAGCACAGCUGAAGAAGUCAAAUUUCACCCUUUUAAACCGGAGUAUUCAAUUUGAUGAAAACGGGGACCCCGCAAAUGGAUACUACUCUAUAGUUUUCUGGAAUCAAGAAGGUCAAGCAGAGGAGAUCGGCUCUUAUGAAACUCAUCCACUGGUCCAGCUCUCCAUUGAUGACACCAAAAUUAAGUGGCACGCAAAUGGAAAAGUGCCCACUUCACUGUGCUCUCAGGAAUGUCCUGAGGGUUAUGCAAAGAAGCAAGAUGGAAUCCAUAAAUGUUGCUUCAACUGUGUAAUGUGUCGAAAUGGAACUUACGUGAAUAUCACAGAGGACGCCUACCGGUGUGUCCCCUGCAAGCCCACAGAAUGGUCAGCAGACCGAAGCACGUCGUGCAGUCCGCGGUCGGUGGAGUACGUCUCUUUCACAGAUGGAUCGGCGAUACUGAUCAUGGUGGUGACUUCGAUCUUGGUGGCUCUCUCGUUAGCCACGGCCAUUCUCUUCGCCAUCAACUACAACACGCCUGUUGUCAAAUCUGCCGGGGGAUCGAUGUGCUUCCUCAUUUUAGGCUGCCUAAGUCUGUGUAGUAUCAGCGUCUUCUUUUACUUUGGCAAGCCAACUCUUGCCUGUUGCAUCUUGAGGUACUUCCCAUUUCUCUUGUUCUACACGGGCUGUCUAGCAUGCUUCGUUGUGCGCUCCUUUCAAAUCGUUUGCAUAUUCAAAAUGGCUGCUAAGUUCCCAAAGCUGCAUGGCUGGUGGAUGAAAUAUAAUGGUCAAUGGCUGGUCAUCACAGUGGCUUUAGUUACCCAAGCACUGUUACUUAUCAUUGGUUAUGCUUCCAGACCCCCCAGACCAUACAAUGAAACAUUUUGGUACAAAGACAAAAUAAUCCUUGGCUGUCACGUCGGUAAUCCAGGACUGUUGGCUGUUUCCGUGGUUUUGCUUGCAUCCCUGUGUUUCCUUUGCUUUGCUUUCUCCUACAUGGGAAAAGACCUCCCCAAAAACUACAACGAGGCCAAAGGCAUAACCUUCUGCUUGUUCGUGCUGAUCCUCACCUGGAUCAUCUUCAGCACUGAGUACAUGCUCUACCACGGCAAGUACAUCCAGACUCUCAACGCUAUGGCAGUACUCUCCAGUCUCUACUGCGUCCUGCUCGGGUAUUUUCUCCCGAAAUGCUACAUCAUCAUUUUUCAGCCCCAGAAAAACACACCGCAGUACUUCCAAGGUCUCAUUCAAAAUUACACCAAAACCAUUAGCCAAUAA
Messenger RNA from Myripristis murdjan (pinecone soldierfish), 2271 nucleotides. RefSeq names its product taste receptor, type 1, member 2, tandem duplicate 2 (gene tas1r2.2). The record is from RefSeq and is a predicted model, not a curated record. NCBI's taxonomy places the organism in Eukaryota, Metazoa, Chordata, Actinopteri, Holocentriformes, Holocentridae. Gene Ontology annotation, molecular function: G protein-coupled receptor activity. The coding region runs from base 16 to 2271 and encodes 751 amino acids. Gene Ontology annotation, biological process: G protein-coupled receptor signaling pathway. Gene Ontology annotation, cellular component: plasma membrane. The transcript is spliced from 5 exons.